Molecule: messenger RNA, 1461 nt
Organism: Saccharomyces mikatae IFO 1815
Lineage: Eukaryota; Fungi; Ascomycota; Saccharomycetes; Saccharomycetales; Saccharomycetaceae
Gene: RTG3
Product: Rtg3p
Exons: 1
Coding region: 1-1461 (486 amino acids)
Biological process (GO): regulation of transcription by RNA polymerase II
Cellular component (GO): nucleus
Molecular function (GO): DNA-binding transcription factor activity, RNA polymerase II-specific; RNA polymerase II cis-regulatory region sequence-specific DNA binding; protein dimerization activity
Source: RefSeq, a predicted model, not a curated record
AUGAUGAACAAUAAUGAAAGUGAGGCUGAGAACCAACGUCUCCUGGAUGAACUAAUGAAUCAAACAAAAGUUCUACAGGAGACUUUGGAUUUUUCGUUGGUGACACCCACUCCACAUCAUAAUGAUGAUUAUAGGAUUCAGGGAAGCGCUUACCCAGGUGGUGAGACCCCGGCUCAGCAGCAUGAGAAACUCUCUUAUAUUAAUACACACAACUCCAACGAUAAUAAUAACUUGAUGGGAAGCCAAGCGAGAUCCAGUUCACAAACACCUACACCUUCGAUUAUAUAUGAGGAAGGAGAAUCCCAAUCGUCUUACUUGGAUGAUAUGUUCAGAACAGGCGAAGGCGGUAGGCCUCGCACCCAAAAUUCCAUAUCUUCCAUAGGGCAGGCUCCCUUGAGGACAUCCUUUUCUAUGCCCUACGACUCACCUGUGGAUAGAGCAACAAACGCAUCAUUGAACCAACAAGAAGGCUUAAAAACCGAGUUGCCACAAGACUUUUUGUUCCAACAUAGCACAGAUGAUACGAUGUAUAACUUGACCGAUGAUGUAAGCUCUUCUUUAUCUUCUAGCAUCAAUUCUGAUAUGAUGACCCCAAACAUGUAUUCGUCAUCCUUUUCUUAUAAUCCACAAACUUUGGGUUCUGCAUCCAUAUCCUCCACAUAUUCUCCAAAAGUGAGGUCACCAUCAUCGUCCUUCCGUGCAGGAAGUUUUCUUUCAUCGUCUUUUAGGCAUGGUAGCAUAAAUACCCCCAGAACAAGACAUACUUCAAUAAGCAGUAAUAUGACUGAAAAUUUAGGGCCCGGAAGUGUUCCUAAAGCCCUGACUGGAUUGACUUCAGAUGAGAAACUGAGGCGCAAAAGAGAGUUUCAUAAUGCUGUCGAGAGAAGAAGAAGAGAACUAAUAAAACAAAAAAUAAAAGAACUAGGUCAGUUGGUUCCACCAUCUCUAUUAAAUUAUGACGAUUUAGGUAAACAAAUCAAACCAAAUAAAGGCAUCAUCUUAGAUAGAACAGUUGAAUAUUUACAAUACCUGGCUGAAAUUUUGGAAAUACAAUCACGAAAAAGGAAGGCUUUAUUGGCUAAGAUAGAAGAAUUGGAAAACAAGAAAAACUCUGUAGCAUCCUUAUCUCCUUUUGCCAAUAAUCAUCAUGUGACUUCGAGACCAAGUGAUAACGAGAAAAAUGAGGAAAGGAUUAUAGACAUUAGGUCCGUUCCGAAUACUUCAUUGAAUGAAACAAAUGUCAAAGCUGAAUUCCACAAUUGGGAGCCACCAAUAUAUGAUUCGGUCAGCAACCACGAUCAUCCUGGUAGUAUGGAAGCGCAUCCACAUACAAACAUUCAUGAUGAAUUAAAGGAAUUCUUAUCGGGGGAUUUGAUUGAAGCCGAAGAUAAUGCAAAAUUAAUGUUUGGAGAUGACAAUGCCAAUCCCGCCGACUAUCUUCUAGAAUUUGGAUCAGGAUAA